This is a messenger RNA of Colletotrichum truncatum, 1401 nucleotides long. Its product is annotated as glucose galactose transporter. Gene Ontology annotation, molecular function: transmembrane transporter activity. The record is from RefSeq and is a predicted model, not a curated record. Lineage: Eukaryota; Fungi; Ascomycota; Sordariomycetes; Glomerellales; Glomerellaceae. Gene Ontology annotation, biological process: transmembrane transport.
AUGUUCAGCAAGGAAUUUUGGGCCAAACGUGGGCUUCGUGUUAGCGACCACCAACGCAACAGGCCCGAACUAACGCUGCGGCAAUCGCUUUUCCCCAUUGCCCUGGUGACAAUUCUAUUUUUCCUUUGGGGAUUUUCUUACAGCCUUCUCGAUACCCUCAACAAACACUUUCAGGACACUCUAGGAAUUAACAAGGCCAAAUCCUCAGGGCUUCAGGCUGCGUAUUUCGGUGCUUACCCUUUGGCAUCUCUUGGACACGCUGCUUGGUUAUUGCGGCACUACGGCUACAAAGCAGUGUUCAUCUGGGGCCUUUUCCUCUAUGGCCUCGGCGGACUUCUUGCAAUUCCUGCCAUCAAGGCCCACAGUUUUGCAGGUUUCUGCAUCUGCAUCUUCAUCAUUGGCAACGGACUAGGUGCUCUGGAAACAGCCGCCAAUCCCUACAUCACAGUAUGCGGGCCGCCUCGAUUUGCAGAGAUUCGCAUCAAUAUUUCUCAAGCUUUUAACGGCAUCGGUACCAUCAUCUCACCAGUCGUUGCCGCACAUGCAUUCCUUGGUCUCACUGAUGUGACUGCAAUGGAGAACGUGCAAUGGGUCUACCUGGCUAUAUCGGUUUUCGUCUUUACUCUUGCUGUUGUAUUCCUCUUCGCCGAAAUUCCCGAAGUCACCGACGCGGACAUGGCUUACCAAGCCGCCGAGACACACACAGAGGAACAAGAUUUGCCUUUCCGAAAACAGUAUCGCCUCUUCCAUGCCGCCUUUGCACAAUUCUGUUACUGUGGAUCUCAAGUGGCAAUUGCUGGCUUUUUCAUCAACUAUGUCAUCGAUACGCGUCCAAAUACCAGUGCUCCCCUCGCUUCAAACUUCCUCGCUGGAGCUCAGGGUGCUUUUGCCGCUGGGCGUUUCGUCGGAACAGGAUUGAUGUAUUUGAUUCGACCACGUUGGAUCUUCCUGAUCUUCCAGUCCGCUGUUAUAAUUUUCCUGGCCCCCGCUAUCACUCAACGCCAGAACAUCGGCAUGAGCAUGCUCUUUGUCGUUUUGUUCUUUGAGUCAAUCUGCUUUCCGACAAUUGUUGCUCUUGGAAUGAAAGGUCUUGGUCGGCAUACAAAGCGUGGAUCUGGUUACAUUGUUGGAGGUGUCAUUGGUGGUGCAUGUGUGCCUCCACUGCUAGGAGUUGCUGCAGAUGCCUAUGGCACAGGCGUAGCAAUGUUUGUGCCUCUGGUCUUCUUUCUUGGAUCUCUUUCUUAUGCGGCUGCUGUUAACUUCUGGCCGUGGUAUCGUGAUAUGAUUGACGCUUAUAGCGAUACCAAGAUCGGAUCACAUGGUCAAUCUGCUGCUGAUGAGGAGACAGCAAAGACAGGAGGCCUCGAGGUUGAGCGAGUAGAGGAAACAAAACAGUCCUAA